This is a messenger RNA of Suillus discolor, 1699 nucleotides long. Its product is annotated as fungal-specific transcription factor domain-containing protein. The transcript has a single exon. Gene Ontology annotation, biological process: positive regulation of transcription by RNA polymerase II. Gene Ontology annotation, molecular function: DNA-binding transcription factor activity; transcription cis-regulatory region binding. Gene Ontology annotation, cellular component: nucleus. The record is from RefSeq and is a predicted model, not a curated record. Lineage: Eukaryota; Fungi; Basidiomycota; Agaricomycetes; Boletales; Suillaceae. The coding region runs from base 180 to 1463 and encodes 427 amino acids.
CUUAUACAAAGUACGGCGUCAGGCCGCGAACCGAGCCGGGACCGGCCUGCUUCGACUGAGUGCGACAGGGUACCCAUAGCAGGGUUCAGCGCUCAGAAAUUAUAUGCCGGUUAUCGUGUAAGGCCGCAUCAUUGCCGGGUAUAUAUAACACUCUAGUCCUCCUUUGGCAGGGCUCCAAUAUGCUGCCCCGACCUCACACCAGCGAAUUAUCUCCAAUGUACAAUACACACUGGUCAGACGACGACGACAACUACACCGUCAUUCCCUCAGGAUAUCGCUUGCCCGCUUCCAUUAACCCCAUUCAUCAGAACUGGAUCGACCUGAACAGCUACCAAAACUUAUUGCAUUAUUAUAUGGAACAUGUUCUUCCUAUUCAGUUCUCUCAUGCGGAUGGGUCUGUUGACGCCAUCGUCUGGAGUCUCAUACAUUCCAGCGAUGCAGCCCGACAGGCUGUUUGCUUAUUUGCGGAUUUGCACCGCAGGAGUACCCAAGGCGGUCCGAUUGGUUACAGUGCACCAGAAGACCGCGAUGUGCACAGACGCAUCCCAAGGGCCAUAGAACCAGUCACAGAAGGAGACGCUUUUGCAAGUCUUUGCAUGAUCUCCUACUGCCUCUUCUCCGGCAGCCAAGGGCAAUGGCAGGCAUUCCUCGACAGUGCUUGCCGAUUUUCCCUUGCCUUCCUCGAGCAGAACCCCUCUUCACCAGCCAGUGCACUGAUAUCCUGCACCGACAGUAUGCGGUUUAUUAUCAAGACGUCCAUGUGGUAUGAUGUCCUCGCCUCCGUAACUUUGAUCCGUCGUCCCAUGUUUGAAGUACUCCGGAUUCUCUCUGAUCCGUCUGGCACUGCCCUCAUUGAUGGCAUACCGGAGCUUUCAAUGAUAAAUGUUAUGGGAUGCGAAACCCGCAACAUCGUCGCCCUUGCUGAAAUUGCUGAUCUUGCAUGCUGGAAGGAAGAAGUCAGGUGCACUGGUAGCCUCAGCGUUCCUGAACUCGUCAGACGCGGGCAACUUAUCGAAACCGUGCUGAAGACGACCAACGACGAUGAUCACCCCCACCCUGCUGAAACAGUAAAAUCUCGCCUACGACGCCUCACCUCAGCCGUAUUCCGCAUGUCUGCCCUUGUUUAUCUCCAUUCCGUUUUAUCCGGGGACUACCCGCUAUGUCCAGAGAUCAUGGACAGCGUCACAGAAACAGUCAUGUGUCUCAGGCAUGCUGAAGAUGUCAGCGCUGGCAUAGCGCGCCAUGUACUGCACAGUGUGGUAUUCAACAUAUGCGUCUGCGGCUGCCUGACGGAUGACCCUCAAUCCCGCGAUUAUUUCGUGCAGCUUCUGGAGGGACAGCAGAUGCAGACAACGGGGAACUGCGCUCUUAUCUGUGAUCUCAUGAGACGAGUUUGGGCGAGCCGAGAAGGAGGGAUGCCUGUGGACUGGCGCGUUGUCAUGCGAGAUAUGCUUCUUGUCUAAAAUGCCAUCUUACGACACAUGUUGGUCCUUUCGUUACCUCUCUUCGUUAUUUGCUAAUUAUAAAGGUGUUCGGCACGCCCCUAGCCCUGUGCUGCAUGUAGCGCGUCAAUUUUUUUCCGGAAGCUUUUUAUUUUCAUACCCUAUAUGUUGUAAUCCAUACAUACCCCACGAAUAAUUUACUGAUCUGUCUCUAAUGAUAUUUAUGUAUGGCUAGGAUGGUGUUUCAUUGGAAGGGG